GACUGUGGCGAGCACACCCAAGGACGUGGCUAUGGAGGAGGUGGAGGUCGUGGAGGCCGUGAUACCUGUGGAUGCCGUGAUACCGGUGGAGAAUGUAGAGAAUGUAGAGAAUGUAGUAGCUAUGGAGGAGGUGGAGGUCGUAGCGCCGCCUGCAAAGCGCGCCAAGAGCGAGACGGCAGGACGCUCCUGUAAGUUCUGCACUAACAAGAAGACCGUGGCCGCCGGUUGCACCAUCCAAGCCUGCAAAAAGUGCUGCUUGGCACGUGAGGACAUAUGUCCUACCCACCCAAAAGAGGUAGAGAAACCAGAGGCUGAGCCUGCCAAGCCAAAGAAGCCCGUACUCAAGAACGAAUUCCGCGAGACCAAUUUCCACUACUACGGCGAGACAGUGACAAUCUUCUGCGUGCGAGACUUUUUUGAGAACAAGAAACUGAGUCAGGGCGUGCUGAAUGAUCAGGAGCGCGCAGAACGUGUGAGCGGCAAGGUCUGGGGUCGGCGCAAGAAGAAAAACGCCGUUGAUCCCAAGAUGAAGCUGCUGAUUCAAUGUGCAUUAGGCAAGAGACCCGCUCCCGAAGGCUAUGGGGCAGACAUACCUGCUCCGGUUGCAGUGGCCGAUGCAUAAAAAGCUCGAUAACCCGCUGUUUCAUUUUUUUAUUUCCAAUUAACCUUUCAUCCAGCACGGCAUGUCAUCUGCUGUGUCGGUCUCGGGGACAGCGUCCUGAACCUC
Messenger RNA from Phytophthora infestans T30-4, 727 nucleotides. RefSeq lists its product as uncharacterized. The transcript is spliced from 3 exons. Bases 122 to 622 code for a protein of 166 amino acids. The record is from RefSeq and is a predicted model, not a curated record. NCBI's taxonomy places the organism in Eukaryota, Oomycota, Peronosporomycetes, Peronosporales, Peronosporaceae.